This is a messenger RNA of Camelina sativa (false flax), 1393 nucleotides long. Lineage: Eukaryota; Viridiplantae; Streptophyta; Magnoliopsida; Brassicales; Brassicaceae. The record is from RefSeq and is a predicted model, not a curated record.
CAUAGGUGGCGCGAAGACGUCAGACAUCGCCGCAAAGGAAGCGGCGGUGGAAGCUGACAUGCAACAUCGUGGUCGUCUCUCUCUCUCUCUCUCUCUCUCUCUCUCGAUUCGUAUGCAUUUUCGUCUGUUCUUCAUUACAUCACACAUACAGAUUCUUAGAUAUAUAUAAUUGAUUGUCUCUUCAUCUUUGAGCCAUGACCGGUAAAGAUAUUCUCCACAAGAUGAAGGAAUCCGUAAAGGAGAAAGUUGGGUUAGGUGCAUCUGCUUCAUCUGCAGAUUCAGGGAAAGGUAAGAGCAAGAUGUCAAAGCAGAUCACACAUGGUUUUCAUUUGGUGAAAGGGAAAGCAUUUCACGAGAUGGAGGAUUAUGUUGUUGCCAAAUUCAAGGAAGUUGAUGAUAAUGAGCUUGGUUUGUUUGCUAUCUUCGAUGGCCAUCUUAGCCACGAGAUUCCUGACUACUUGUGCUCCCAUCUUUUUUUGGUUUUGAUUGGGAAGCCUAAUUUCUGGAAAGAGCCUGAGGUAGCUAUAAAGAAAGCUUAUUAUAUCACAGAUACGACGAUUCUAGACAAGGCAGCGGAUUUGGGGAAAGGUGGUUCUACUGCUGUGACUGCGAUAUUGAUCAAUUGCCAGAAGCUUGUGGUUGCUAAUGUUGGAGACUCACGAGCUGUUAUUUGCAAAGAUGGUGUUGCAAAGCCACUCUCUGUUGAUCACGAGCCCAAUUUGGAGAAGGAAGAAAUUGAGAACAGAGGCGGAUUCGUUUCUAACUUUCCUGGGGAUGUUCCUCGAGUUGAUGGUCAACUAGCUGUGGCAAGGGCAUUUGGUGACAAGAGUUUAAAGAUGCAUUUGAGUUCGGAACCAUAUGUUACGGUGGAGAUAAUUAGCGACGAUGCAGAGUUUCUUAUCCUAGCAAGUGAUGGACUAUGGAAGGUCAUGUCAAACCAAGAAGCCGUUGACACGAUUAAGGGGAUAAAAGAUGCCAAGUCUGCAGCUAAGCACCUCGCAGAAGAGGCUGUUGCAAGGAAAAGCUCAGAUGAUAUCUCAGUCGUUGUCGUGAAAUUUCAGUGACCAUUAGCUCUCGGAGAAGAGAAUAAUAACAAGUAUGGGCGUUCCUUCUGUAAGAUGCAAUCAUCACCACUUCUGUUUUACUUGUCUUCCCUUUUUCUUUUCAACUCAAAUAGUGAAAGCUUUUUUUUUCUUUCUUUCUUUUUUGUAACUUUUUUUUAUUACACAAUACAGCAGUGUAAGAAAGUGGAAUAGUUAGAAAUACUGGGUAGUGAAAGAGACAGGUCAUAAAAGGUUUCACAUGCCAAACUGUACUCAUGUCUUGAGUCUAUGACAUGAGCUUUUGGGUUUGUUUUUACAGUAACAGAAUAAAUCUCGUCCCUUUCUUCUCA